UCACCUACGUAAUUUACAUGCGCCUACCACCCAUAUAUAACCAAACGUUAUUUUUCCAUUUUCUUGUCGACAUUCACAUCGGGCAAAGUCUACCUUCAGAUUGAAGUAAAUUUCUUGAAUUUCAGAGUUUUCAAGGUUGAGGUUUUUUGUGGCAGCACAUGGAGAACCCAAUAGACAUGGUCAAUUUCUCGGUUUUAUGGAGGGGAAACAAGUAUGUUGUUGAUAUUAACAGCGAUGCUUCUCUUAAGGACCUUGGCGAUGAGCUGCAGAGAUUGACUGCUGUCAAGACUGAUACACUGCGGCUCAUUAUCCCUCAAAAAUCCAUAAAAAGCUCAAAAUUGUUUUAUCCUUUCUCUGAGGAACACUCUUCUUUAAUUCUACAUGAAGCUUCCAUCACCGAGGGGACAUCUAUCAGAAUGAUGGGGGUGUCUGAAAAUGAGGUUGAUAAACUUCUAGAAGAUGCAAAGGCAAACUUGAGAAUAGCUGGAUUUGAUGAAGAGGAAAAGAGAAUGAGACAGCGAAUUUCGGGAAGGCCAAGUGGUCUCUUGAAACUACCCCAAGGAUCUUAUAUUUUUUGUGACUUUCGCACACUUGAACUUCCUGGCGUUGAGUUGAACCCUCCAGCUUCAGAGGCCUUGAAAAGAAUGCAUAUGCUUGCUGCAGAUCCUGGAGUAGUUGCUAUCAUGAAUAAGCAUCGCUGGCGUGUUGGAAUUAUGACUGAGAUGGCCCCAGUUGGUUAUGUGGGUGUUAGCCCAAAAUGCAUUCUAGGGUUUAACAAGAAUCAUGGGGAGGAGAUUUCUCUUCGUCUUCGAACGGAUGACCUUAAGGGCUUUAGGAAAUAUGAGAGCAUCAAAAAAACUCUUCUGCAUGAGCUUGCUCACAUGGUAUAUUCUGAACACGAUGCGAACUUCUAUGCUCUAGAUAAGCAGCUGAAUCAAGAAGCUUUCAGCUUAGAUUGGACUAAAUCGAGGGGCCACACCUUGAGUGGAAGGCAGCUUUCAGAACAUUAUGAAGACGACUUCCAUUUUGAAGACCAUAAAAGCUUUGUUCAGAAGCUUGGGGGCACGUCAGAACGGCUGGCAAGUGCCAGGGAUUCAUCUGUUGUUGCUGCUCUUCGUCGUUUAGCAAAUGCUUCUGGGAACAGUUUCGGAGAAUCUGAAAUACAUAAAGAACCUGAUCCUGAUGAUUCUGGACUCAACGCGGGUGAUAAACCAGAUCACAUGGUUCUAGACGUCAAGAGUUCAAUAGAAGUUCAACAGAAAAAUGAUCUUGAGCCAGAUCCUGAUGACCAUAUUGGAACUGGAAACAAGUUUGAGCCUGAUCCUGAUGAUUCUCAAGAUGCUCAAAUCUUGGAAACUGACAAUCUUUUGAGGUAUGGUGUUGUGGCUUCAUCUGAUUCUCAUCAUGCUCAGACAAUAGAAGUUCCAGAAAGCGGAAUGCGGUCAAGUAGAAUCAUUGAUGAACCCGGGCCGUAUUCCUUUCAAGCAAACCAAAUAAACCUGGUUCAUGGCAUCACCACAACACCUAGUAAGAAUGAUUCUCAGAUGGAAACUGCAGAAGGUCACAUCCAGUUAAAUAAUGGUUACAAAGAAAUUGGUCCUGGAUCUCAAGCAAAUGGAGUUUUGCAGGCAGAGUCUUUUCCGGAUGAUAAUCAUUUGGUGCCCCAGCAAGUAAAAUCCCGUAUGCAAAUUGAUGAGCCAGAUCCAGAUGAUCAAGAAUUAAGCAGGAUACUCGACCCUGUUACUGUUUUAUGUGGUCGUCUACAGAAGGCCAUUGAGACGCUGCAAGCUGAACUUCGUCCCAUGGAGGCAACCUCUGCCCUACAGACUCUAUACAAGAUAAUUAGGAAUGUGAUUGAACACCCUGAUGAGAUGAAAUUCAAGAGACUGCGGAAGGCCAAUUCAAUCAUCCAAAGAGAUGUCGCAAAACAUAAAGCUGCCAUGGAAAUCAUGUUUUUGAUCGGUUUUGGUGAAGAUGUUAUAUCCGAUGAAUUUGGGAAGGCAGAAACAUAUUUGGUGCUAAAGCGGAACGACCCUGGGUUAUUUUGGCUCGCGAAGUCUCUGGUUGAAGCCUGCAUUGCUUGUUAGUCAUUGUAUUUAUAGGAGAAACAAGGUUGAACACAAACUCCUGGAGGAAAUGAUGUCUCUUUAGGAGAAAGUGCAUUAUGUUUAAACUUGAUGAAAUACCUACAGGAUCUAGGUUUGAUGUUGCUGCA
Tripterygium wilfordii is the source of this 2215-nucleotide messenger RNA. RefSeq lists its product as uncharacterized. The transcript has 11 exons. Bases 159 to 2087 code for a protein of 642 amino acids. The record is from RefSeq and is a predicted model, not a curated record. NCBI's taxonomy places the organism in Eukaryota, Viridiplantae, Streptophyta, Magnoliopsida, Celastrales, Celastraceae.